AUGGAUCCCAGCAGCAGCAGCUGCAUGAGCAGCCCACAGGCUCCCCCCCUGCUCUGGGGCUGUGUCAGGAGCUCCCACCCCGACCUGAGCACAGCUCCAGGGCUCAGCCACUACCCAGCAGCACCAUUCUCCUUCCAGCAAAAAGCAGAUUUCGCUGCUUACUCUGAUUUCUCAGCCUCCUGCCUGGUGCCAGCUCCCCACAGCUUCCCUCAGGAGCAGCACCCCUCCUUCCAGCACCCUGAGUGGCACCUGGCAGCACCUGAGGCCACAAGAGGAGCAAAUCCAGGGCUGGCCUUGGCUUCUGGAGAGUCAGAGGGCAGCAGCACCAGCCUCGUGAGUGUGGCUGUGGAUGAAGAUGAUGAGGCACCAGCAAAUCCUACAAGUGACUCUGAGAAAAAGCCAUCCAGAAGGAAAAAGGAGAGCUCAGAGAACCAGAACUCGAGCAAUAAGGCAGAAAGCAGCAGCAAGUCAAGGAAGGAAAGGACAGCUUUCACCAAGGAGCAGCUGAGGGAGCUGGAAGCUGAAUUUGCCCACCACAACUACUUGACAAGGCUCAGGAGAUACGAGAUAGCUGUGAACCUGGAUCUCACCGAAAGACAAGUCAAAGUAUGGUUCCAAAACAGAAGAAUGAAGUGGAAACGUGUUAAAGGUGGGCAGGCAGUGCCCCCACACGAACAUGACACAGAGGAUGUGGACUCUGCUGCCUCCCCCAGCUCUGAGUAA
Molecule: messenger RNA, 723 nt
Organism: Haemorhous mexicanus (house finch)
Lineage: Eukaryota; Metazoa; Chordata; Aves; Passeriformes; Fringillidae
Gene: MEOX1
Product: mesenchyme homeobox 1
Exons: 3
Coding region: 1-723 (240 amino acids)
Biological process (GO): positive regulation of transcription by RNA polymerase II
Cellular component (GO): nucleus
Molecular function (GO): DNA-binding transcription factor activity, RNA polymerase II-specific; RNA polymerase II cis-regulatory region sequence-specific DNA binding
Source: RefSeq, a predicted model, not a curated record